Leishmania braziliensis MHOM/BR/75/M2904 is the source of this 423-nucleotide messenger RNA. RefSeq lists its product as hypothetical. The record is from RefSeq and is a predicted model, not a curated record. The transcript has a single exon. The coding region runs from base 1 to 423 and encodes 140 amino acids. Lineage: Eukaryota; Euglenozoa; Kinetoplastea; Trypanosomatida; Trypanosomatidae.
AUGGACGGCACGACUGCAGCGCAGUUUGAGGCCGCCUGGAGUGAGGUGGGGCGGCAGCAAAAGGAACAGCUGAGCGCCAGCAUAGAACGCCUUGAUGUGGAGGUGGAUCGAGAGCUGGCGUUGCUGUUGGCUGGUGUCCGCGACGCACUGACAGAGGACCAACAAUAUAUCCAGUCCGAAUUCGACAAGCUCAUCCACAUGGUGGAGCAGUUUCAACAAGGCGUAGAUAUGUGGCAGCUGAAGGCAAAGACUUCUAUUAAGAUGAUCGAGGAGAAGCAGCGUAGCUUCGCCAUGUUAGUCGAGGAGACGUCCAUCCGCGCAGCAGCGACCCGCAGAGACUCCACUUGUCGACUUCAGAAGCGCGCCGUCGAGACGGAGGCGCACUGCCAACAGCUCUUAGCGGCAGCCAGCACCAGCCUGUAA